UUAAUGUGUUGGUGAUUAAAGUUCUCAACUUGGAAUUCUGGUGGAGACAGAUCCUAAUAAAAUCAAAAGGGAAAUAAUGUAUGAAUGAUGACCAGUGAUAACUUUCAAACAACAAUGGUGAGAUUGGUCGGUCACAUGGAAGCGUCACCUAUAGAAAUGAAUGUCUUUCACAGUGAGGAAAAGAGCGAGCAAUGGACCAGCAUACAGUGCAAUCACAUGUGAUUUAUGUCAGUCCAGAAAACAUUACUAUCCUGUGGGAUGACAGACAACAAAUGGUAUGAGCACACAAGAGCGUGUGUGUGUGUGUGUGUGUCAGAGACAAGGGGAAACGGGGAGUGCUCUGCUGUGUGGAAAUGAGAGAGAAAGCUAACAUUCUCCAUCACGCACCCUCCCUUACCUUUCCCCCACUGCUUUGGGCUCCUUAAAAGCCGCCGCCAGUGGUGUCUGUCAGCCUCAUUAUCACUUUGUCUUGGCUUGAGAGAAUUAUAUAGCCCUUCUGACACAGACAAACUGCAGUCAGCUGAACGAAACUAAGCUCUUUACAGAAAACAGCUGUGCUAAGGGACUGGACUUUUGCUACCUGUGAGUGGACAAGUUUCAGUGUGAGAUGCAUCUGUAUUUAAACAUCCUGGUGCUGCUCCUCCUGCAGCUGGCUCCGUCCAGCCCGAUGCCGCUGACCACGCGGUCCAGAGGAUGCCCUGCCUGUAAUGCAAAGCCCUCACAGGGUCGCCCACAGGUAGAUUUAAAUGCCACCGCUCUGGCUGUCGGAGAAACAUGUGGGGUCUACACUCGGAGCUGUGCCCACGGGCUGCGCUGUGCACCUCCAGAGGAGGAGCCGAGGCCUCUCCGUGCCCUGCUGGAAGGCAGAGGAGUCUGCAGUGAUGCCGGGGGUGCCGGCCCCACUGAGCAGACCAACACUGCAGAUCCAGCACCCACUGAGGAUCCGGAGGAGGCUCCAUGUCGUAAACUGUUAACGACACUCAUCCAAGGUCUUGAUGCCCAUUUAUUCAAGUCUAAUCAUGACAUCUACAUGCCCAACUGUGACAAGCUGGGUUUCUUCAGAAAGAAGCAGUGUUGGUCGUCCCGAGGGAAGCAGCGGGGCAGGUGUUGGUGUGUGGAUAAGAACGGCAUGCCAGCAUCUUCCAACACCAAACACAAAGGCAGCCUGAGCUGUUGAACCGCAUGAAUAACUGGACGAAAGCAGAGGAGGCAGAAGCUUCAUGAUCAAUAUGAGAUGGAGAUGAAGGAACAUCAUACAAACUGGAAAUGCUUCAUUCAACAUCAGCCAGAAGCAGCUCUCCACCGAUGAAAAUCUGUUUCAAACUCUUAGUAACUUUGUCUCCUUGCGCCCUCUACUGAACACACAAAGACUCUAUUCAUCUGAUUGGUCACAUUGGAGCGAGUUGCUCUGCUCAUACAACCUGUCUCCAAAUAAUUUAGAGAACUCAGUCGUCAAUUAGGUCCCAUACCCGCUUUUAUUGGAACAGUUGGAAACAUGUUUUUAUAUUGCUGAAUAUAUACCACACUAGGUGUAACUUGGUCUUUUGUAUGCACUUAUUAUAUCAUAUUUAUAUAUUUUCAGUAUUUUUGUUUACACUGAAACCACUUUAAUUGUAUAACUGUAAUUUCUGUACAUAAUCUACAAAUGUAAUCCUAUUUAUGUUAAUUUGAAUUAAUUUUAUUUAAGUUAAUAUUUCUGAUACUUUGAGUAGCCCAUAAGAGCAAAAUAAUGGCGGCAUUGUUUUUUUGUCCAGACUAUUAUUUAGUAUUGUCAACUUUCAAACAACUGCACAAAGUAAUUUUAAAAAACUGAUACUGAAAGACAAUAUGACAUAUUAUGUUGUUUGAGUUCCUGAAUAAUUGUAAUAAAAACAAAAACAAAAGAUUGAUUUACCAUAUUUUGGAAAUAAAACUACAUUUUCUGACAAAGUAAAUCCAUCUGGUCUCUUAAUUCAAUAUGAUUGUUCAAGAGGACAGUAAGAACAGGGAGAAGAAGAGAAAGAAACAUUUCACACAGGUAUUUGUCAUGGCUAGAUGCAUGAUUGAGGGCAACAGAGUUAAUGUAACAAUACAUGCAAACAUGUAUUUUGUUAUCGUAAUGGCUUCUUUAAAAAUAAAGAACAGCAGAAAGUAACUGAAAGGAGACUUAAGGUAUUUUGAAAUCAACACCCCCCAGUAUCACCUGCUUAUAAUCUCUGUACAAUCUCAAUAUUUCGCUGACUCCUGUGACUAUUACUAAGAGAAUACAGACCUGUUGGGAGUCUGCUUCGCCAUAGUUGCAGAAAGCAUCAUGAUGUUCAUAAUAACUAAUAAUACAACAGUGAGACAAGAAUUACAAAGAGUGACAUCAUGAUGAGAAACAGAAAAAUAAAAUAAAAACGUAUUUUCCGCAAAACCGUGUUUCUCUUUACUUUGUGUGAAAGACCUCUUAAGGCCUCAAAUGACACAACAUGAGAUGGAAACUACAAGGUCAACCGACAGUGACUACAAUUUUACAUAAGUAUCUAUCACAAUGCAUUGUGGAACAUUUUCCCAAUCACUCAAUCAAUCAAUCAAUCAAUCAAUCAAUCAAUCAAUCAAUCAAUCAAUCAAUCAAUCUUCAUUCAUAUAGUAACUUUCAAACAAAUCAAAUGUAAUUCAUGCUUUCCAGAUGACAGAAAACAGGAUGUUAAAAGUGAAUUAAGAGUCAAUACA
Messenger RNA from Scophthalmus maximus (turbot), 2694 nucleotides. Its product is annotated as insulin-like growth factor-binding protein 5. Gene Ontology annotation, cellular component: extracellular region. The record is from RefSeq and is a predicted model, not a curated record. The coding region runs from base 608 to 1177 and encodes 189 amino acids. Gene Ontology annotation, biological process: regulation of insulin-like growth factor receptor signaling pathway. Gene Ontology annotation, molecular function: fibronectin binding; insulin-like growth factor I binding; insulin-like growth factor II binding. The transcript has 4 exons. Lineage: Eukaryota; Metazoa; Chordata; Actinopteri; Pleuronectiformes; Scophthalmidae.